Messenger RNA from Parnassius apollo (apollo), 312 nucleotides. Lineage: Eukaryota; Metazoa; Arthropoda; Insecta; Lepidoptera; Papilionidae. The record is from the annotation of a GenBank genome assembly.
AUGCGGCAACAUAAUGCUAAACUUCGAGCUUCACAAUCAAAAGAAGAAAGAGCUGCUCGCUUAGAGCACAUGCGGCAACAUAAUGCUAAACUUCGAGCUUCACAUUCAAAAGAAGAUAGAGCUGUUCGCUUAGAUCACAUGCGGCAACAUACUGCUAAACUUCGAGCUUCGCAAUCAAAAGAAGAUAGAGCUGUUCGCUUAGAGCACAUGCGGCAACAUAAUGCUAAACUUCGAGCUUCACAAUCAAAAGAAGAUAGAGCUAAGUUAUUACUCGGAGCCAUUUAUGGCUUCGUAUGCAGUCAAGUCAUCUAA